CUUUCAGGAUGCGCUCAGUCACAUUCUGUCUUUUACUUGCUUUUGUCGUCGUAUGUUUAGCUGAAGAAGCGGUGGACUUCAGCCCUGACGACAUCCCAGCCGACGCUCCCAUCAUUCGAGAAAAAAGAACGUAUGGGAUGGGAGGCUACGGCGGAUUUGGAGGAAGGUGGGGUAGAGGAUAUGGAGGCUAUGGAGGUUACGGUGGCUACGGUGGUUACGGUGGCUAUGGUGGCUACGGUGGAUUUGGAAGGGGAGGCUGGUGGUAAUUAGGAUUGCCAUCGAAACGCACAACAUCCUGUUUCAGUGUAU
This is a messenger RNA of Cylicocyclus nassatus, 309 nucleotides long. The record is from the annotation of a GenBank genome assembly. NCBI's taxonomy places the organism in Eukaryota, Metazoa, Nematoda, Chromadorea, Rhabditida, Strongylidae.